AUGGCAGAACUCACUUUGGGUUCAGGCAGUUUGGGCAUCUUCUCAAGUCAGCUCAUUUGCCUGCGAGGCACGGAGCGGCCGUGCUACAGGAUCGCGUACAUCCCCGACGGCAGCGGCAGGCUAACCUUCGCCCAAGCCAGCCGAGUCUGCCGGACCGAAGGUGGCGAACUCCUCAGCGUCGAGACCGAGAGCGAGCAGCGCCUCAUCAUGCAGUUCAUCCAGCACGUCCCGGCCGCCGAGGGCUACUUCUGGAUCGGGCUCCGCAGGAGCCACGACGACCAUGGGCUUGGCAGCGAUUGCGGCGCUGACUAUCGCUGGCUGGAUGGCAGCCAGUCCACAUUCAGAAACUGGAUGUUAGGCGAACCGUCUUGUGGGCAGCAGGCAUGCGUGCUGAUGCAGCUAGGCCCCUCGCCACCCAGGGGAGGGUGGAGCUUUGACAGGCUUCCCUGGGCCAAUGGGGACUGCAGCUCCAGGAACCAUUUCAUCUGCAAGUACCCCAAAGAAAAGCCCCAGAAGACGCUCAGAGCAGAAGAGGAGGGAAACACAGAAGCUCCAGCUAUGACUGUCCUGCCAAAUAACCCUCCAGUCACGAUAAACACCGCAGAACUGGAAGUAGCGUCUGAAUCAGCUGGCCUUGGCACUGAUCUCACUUACAUCAUCUGGCCCUCUGUUGUUCUCCUAAUGUUCCUGCUGGUGGGUUCAGGAGUCAUAUGCUUCAGAUACCUUACUGCAGGGAGAAAAGCACAAGUGUACCGUGCUUCGCAGGGGAGUUUGGAUGCCCACAGCCCAGGCACCAGGAGCCACAUCGAGGAUCAGAGUGUCACACAGCAGGUUUCCCCCAACUGCCCUCCCUCUCAGCCUCUGUCCAACGACUACGAGAAUCUGCCAGCCAGGAACAUAGAGAGCGGCUUUGUCACGAACGACAUCUACGAGGCCUGCCUUGACCAUGGACAGCCAUCCUCUGAAACUGGAUGGGUGGAAAAUGAGAUCUAUGGCUGAUAGUUGGCUGUUGAAUUUCUGCAAUUCAUCCUGAACUGAGAGUGGACAGCACCCCCUAAAGGGUGGGGGGAGUUAUUUCAGUACUGUGUGUAUGAGCACAUCUCAUGCGGGUUUUCUGUCUUUGUUGCAAGGAGUUAAACUGAAGAUAAAAGUCAAGCUCAAAGUGCGUGGGGUGGAAAAUGGCCUGUGGGACUAAUUGACAGUUUACUGUUCACAUUGUAAUUUCUACAUUUCCUCUGGUGACUCCAUACUGUGACACAUUGACAUGGUCUGCAAACACAUAGUUAAACUUUAAGGGUUCACUAGAAAAGAAACCUGUCGAUUCGUGGCUUUAUCCACCCAAAACAGCCUCCUUUGUGUUUAAGCGACCUUGGGGUUCUGACAUUUCAUCUGCAGCUUGCUGCUGGACCUUUCACCCCGGUGGGAGGGAAUGCCGUCACAGAAAGCUGAGCCACACCCCCCACAGUGCAGGUGCAUGAGCUCGUCUCUAAAAACUAACGAGCCAGGAAUGCGCCCAGCAUGACAUAAGCCAGCAGCAUCGACGCAAAAUAAACACCCAAAAUAUCACAGCUGCCAUUUUUUUGUCUUCGUUAGCAAAAGAUCUAAAUUUAACCCUCAAUACAAACCGGUUUGGAUUUCUGCAUCGACUUAAGAAAUUUCAGGUUACACAUCAUUCAGUGUUCCCACAAUACUAGUCCGUAAUAUGCCAUUGAUUUUGCAUUGGCUUAUAAUCACUAAUGAAUGAAUUGGAAAGGUGUGCUGAAUACGCAAUUGGGGAAGUCCAGCAACGCUAUUCAGUCUGGAACAAUGUUGUCACUCAGUUGAGUGAGUCAUGGUUGGAAAUGUCUUUGUGGCUUGCUGCAGGCCCCAUCCACAAUGCUGAUGAUAUUAAUAUUUACGUCUGAGUAUAAUGAGCGAAGAGGGUGGAGUUCUGAUCAGCCGCAACACGUAAUGCUGGUUUGGCGGGAAAGGUAACAUCUCGCAGGAAUAUUUCGAUUCAAUAAAGGCUGAAACAGCCUAGAUGGGGUUUCCAGUAAGAUGUUCAAAAGCCACCAAAACGAAGACCUUUUGAUUACUUAAAUAUUUAUGAAGCAUA
This is a messenger RNA of Brienomyrus brachyistius, 2095 nucleotides long. RefSeq names its product layilin b (gene laynb). Lineage: Eukaryota; Metazoa; Chordata; Actinopteri; Osteoglossiformes; Mormyridae. Gene Ontology annotation, molecular function: hyaluronic acid binding. The record is from RefSeq and is a predicted model, not a curated record. The transcript is spliced from 8 exons. The coding region runs from base 1 to 999 and encodes 332 amino acids.